ACCUUAUAUUUUGAGGUAGGGUCUCUCAGUGAGCUUGGAGUAGUCUAUGUGGGCUAUACUGGCUUGUCAGUGAGCUCCCAGGAUUUGCCUGUCUCCACCAAUAGUUCCCUUAAAACACUGGUGUUACAGACGUGUGCCCCGUGUUCAGCUUUUAUGUAGGUUCUAGGGAACUGAACUCAGGUCCUCAUGCUUGAGCAGCAGACACUUUACCCCCUGAGACAUCUCCCCAGCCAGACCCUCAAUUUUUUUAAUGUUUUCUAUAUUUUGGAUGUUGUAUUAAAUACCUUUUUCUUAACAAAAUUGUGCACCAUAAUCAACCAACAAAUAUCGGUUCAGUUAUCAAUGAUAAGCACUUGUACACAUGUGGGUGAAGGAUUUUUUUAGGAUUUUAAUUUUAUUGUUUUUAAUUAUGUGUAGGUGUAUACAUCUGCAUUUGGGUAUGUGACGUGAGUUCAGAGGUCAGAGGCAUUGGAUCCCCUGGAGCUGGAAUUAUAGACUCUUCUGAGACACCUGACAUGGAUGCUGGGAACCUAACUCGGGUCCUCCGGAAGAGCAGCAAGUGGUCUUAAUUGCUGGGCUAUCUCUCCAGCCACAACGGUGAAAGGUUUUUAGAACAGUUCAACUGUAUUUCCUAGGCAGACCAGAAGCAUCAGUAUCACCUGAGUCAGAUCACUUCAAAGAAGUCACUGUACCAGGCCCAUGCGUCCCUGUGACACAGAGUGACACACCAACCCGCUCUGUUCUGACCUGUCUUCUACCCUUACCUGAAUCCUGUGGAAGAAGAUAGGGAAGCACAAAGGGGGAAAGAAACAACCCCAAAUAUGGCUCUAAUUCGUGCAACUACUACCCGAGGUAGGUUGAGUUCUCGAAAUAUCUAGAAAGGCACACCCACUACAUGCCCAUUUCCCCCUCAGGAACUUUGAAGCCUAUACCAUCCAGGACAAAGUGGCGUGGCACCAGUAUUUGCUUGCCAAGGAGAAAGUCAGAAGGUCCUGGAAAAGAAAGAGACUUUGGAGAAGAAGAAGAAAGAAAACCAGUAACAGUCUCUCUAAAGAUUCUCUGUCCUCCACUCUUCCUAGGUGUGGGAGAGGGAGAAGUGUCAAAUAAAGGGCAGGCUCUGAGUGGAGGUGGACAAGAUGAAGACGACAAGCUGAGCAUCCAGGAGUCUAAAUAUUCUUCACAGAGGAUCCCCAGCAAUGACAGAAAGUCGUUCUGGCCUCAGGCCCAUGGACGAACGAUGAGAAAUGGCAGAGAGAGGUUUGCUGGGUCCAUUUUACAGAAGAGGAACCAGAGGCAAGCAAGGUAUCUCAGAAGGAAUUGAAAAAUGAGAGGGGAGGAGGAAUCUGGUGAAAAGGAGUGGAAUGUAGUACAUACGGAGCUGAGAUGCUGUUAAUUAAGAAAUGAAGGUGGAUUUGUGGUGAGCCAGAGAAAAACCAGAAAUGAGAGAUAAGAUAAGAGGGAGGAGCAGGAAUGCAUCCAGAGCUCAACAUUGGAGUUUACCGAGAAAUUCCAGCUGACAAUGGAACCGCUGAUCCCUGACCAGAUGGAAGGCCACUUGAUGUCGAGCUGAAACCUUGAAUGCUACCAUUCAAAGUCCUUUCUUUUUGCUCGGUUAUCAUGAAGAGAGGACGACCACUCGGAAACCCAGAAAGUCAGUUUCUCCAAGUACAGUUUUCGGGGAAAGAUCCAGUCCCCCUAAAGCCUCCAUCAGCCAUCUCUCUGUUGUCCCUUUUAUGAAAACUGGAGGUUGAACGGCUUCUAACACCAAGAUCCCCGGAGCAGGCAGCCGACUGCAACCAUGAAGGCUGCUGGUGCCCUCUGGAGGAAGUUUUGGGCAUUGCAGAAGCACGGCGGGAAUGGAGAACAUUUUCUUUUCUUCAGCUCACUUAGGAGACCCAGUGAAAACAGAGUCACAGAAAUAGGGCCGUGAGUAGAAGGAAGAGCCUGCAACUGUACUUCUAUGGCAGGCGGAGUCUUUGUCUGGAGGGCAUGCCUGGGAAGGCACCGGCUGAACGCCCUCAGCAGUCAGCCAUGGCCUCAGUCUGCUCCGCUCUGAGAAGUCACUACUUUACUGUUCUGCAAGAGGCACAUACAAGGAUCCCUUCACAUUGGAGCUUGUAUAAGAGCAAAAGAUUUGUUCUAGAGUCAAUGUUGUAUAAUGUACGGUUCUGGACUCCAGUGUAAUCAGCCAGAAGCAUGUGGAAAAUCACAACCACAAAAGAAGUCCAUAACACACAGAGGAGAGGACAAAGAUACUCAGAGAGAAAAAGUAAAGGACAGAAGAAGGAGACUGGAGAGACCAGGAUCCUUCUAGCUGAACAAAGUCAGCCGCAAAGCAGACUAGCCAGCAGGCUGCAAUUGGAGUCAGAGUGCCAAAGACAUGGGCUUGUUAGAGUGCUGUGCAAGAUGUCUGGUUGGGGCCCCCUUUGCUUCCCUGGUGGCCACUGGAUUGUGUUUCUUUGGAGUGGCACUGUUCUGUGGAUGUGGACAUGAAGCUCUCACUGGUACAGAGAAGCUAAUUGAGACCUAUUUCUCCAAAAACUUCCAGGACUAUGAGUAUCUCAUUAAUGUGAUUCAUGCUUUCCAGUAUGUCAUCUAUGGAACUGCCUCUUUCUUCUUCCUUUAUGGGGCCCUCCUGCUGGCUGAGGGCUUCUACACCACCGGUGCAGUCAGGCAGAUCUUUGGCGACUACAAGACCACCAUCUGCGGCAAGGGCCUGAGCGCAACGGUAACAGGGGGCCAGAAGGGGAGGGGUUCCAGAGGCCAACAUCAAGCUCAUUCUUUGGAGCGGGUGUGUCAUUGUUUGGGAAAAUGGCUAGGACAUCCCGACAAGUUUGUGGGCAUCACCUAUGCCCUGACUGUUGUGUGGCUCCUGGUGUUUGCCUGCUCUGCUGUGCCUGUGUACAUUUACUUCAAUACCUGGACCACCUGUCAGUCUAUUGCCAACCCCAGCAAGACCUCUGCCAGUAUAGGCAGUCUCUGCGCUGAUGCCAGGAUGUACGGUGUUCUCCCAUGGAAUGCUUUCCCUGGCAAGGUUUGUGGCUCCAACCUUCUGUCCAUCUGCAAAACAGCUGAGUUCCAAAUGACCUUCCACCUGUUUAUUGCUGCAUUUGUGGGUGCUGCAGCCACACUAGUUUCCCUGCUCACCUUCAUGAUUGCUGCCACUUACAAUUUCGCCGUCCUUAAACUCAUGGGCCGAGGCACCAAGUUCUGAUCUCCCGUAGAAAGUCCCCUUUGUCUAAUAGCGAGGCUCUAACCACACAGCCUACAGUGUUGUGUCUCCUAUCUUAACUCUGCCUUUGCCGCUGAUUGGCCCUCUUCUUACUUGAUGAGUAUAACAAGAAAGGAGAGUCUUGCAGUGAUUAAGCUCUCUCUGUGGACUCUCCCUUUUACGUACCUCUUUUAGUCAGUGUGCUCCACAGCUGGUUCCUGCUAGAAACAGGGAAUGCCUGAGAAGGUGAUUCUCCAGCUGCAAGGCCCAGAGGAGUGAAAGCUCUAAUUCAACUUGGGAGCACCUUCUGAAGACCAGGAUGUACUUCCUUCUCCAAGGGCAUUUCCAUUGAGAAAAACAAAGUGGAAAGAAAGAUUCUCAGGGAGAGAGCAGGAAUGUCCUUGGUCUCCUUGCCAUCAAUAGGAGCCACAUGUGUUCUCCUUGAUGCACAAACCAAGAGCUCACUCUAUCUUCCUAUUUCCACUGAAGACAGAAGAAAAUAAAAGAAUGCUAGCAAAGCGAUAGCAUUUGCCCAAAUCUGCCUCCUGCAGCUGGGAGACAGGGGUCAAAGCAAGGAUCUUUCACCCUUAGAAAGAGAGCUCUGACCCCAAUGGCAAUGGACUAUUUAAGCCCUAACUCAGACAACCCCACUUACUGCAUAAGGGAGCACAGUGUCUGUGUAGACAAAGGGGGCAGAAUCUGUCCUUACACCUCAUUAGGAAGAGAAACAGUGUUGUCAGGAUCUUCUCACUCCCUUCUCCUUGAUAACAGCUACCAUGACAACCCUGUGGUUUCCAAGGAGCUGAGAAUAGACGGAAACUAGCUUUCAUGAAAUAAGACUGGGACCUAAAGAGCAGCAGUUGGUGGAGGCUAAAGGUGUAACUUAAGAUGGCCCUCGCUCGGGUAGAUGACAGAUAGUUAACUCUUUGGAUAGCAUACCUUUUUUUCUGUCAGUUAAUUGUGUCCUCUGGCCUCUGGCAUAUCUUCACAAUGGUGCUCUUUUCCUGGGUUUUUAACCAUUCACUCCUAGCAGGUGAUUUGAAGAUCUUGAUUAGUUUGAGAAUGAUUCAUGUUUCACAUUUUCCAAUUGUUUCUCUCUUGUUUGGAGUUAGAUCAGAAAGAUCUGGAGGAUGUUUUUUGAUUAUAGUUCUUUUUGAAAAAAAAGAACACUGGACAGUAAGCAUUACAAAAUAUUUGAAAUUGUCUAGUCCCAUGAAUUUAUUUGGAUUUUCCACAAGUAUUCUGCAUUUGUAGAAAUGGGCUUGGUAAAUUUCAACCUCAAUUUGAAUAACCUGUCCAAUAUUUUUCUUUUCUAACAAAUGACAGAUGAUUUUGCUUGCUAAUGUUAUCUUGGCAUUUUGAGAAUUAGACUUAGCAUAGAGGAUAGUGUCUCUUGGUAUAUAUAGGUCACAUAAUAGGUUGUACCAGCUGUCGGCUGUUCAUUUGGUAAGCGUCCAUGGAGAUCUGGAGACAUGGAGAGGACAGACAGAAAGAAUUUGAAACCUGAAGAACUCCCAGAUGUCUAGCUCAUCCUGUAUUUGUUAACAUUGGGAUAAAAAAAAAAAAUCAACAACUCCGAUCUGGUUUGACUGAAGAAAAGGUUAUUAUAGACCUUUGAUCAUAGAUUUGUGUCGUCCUUAUUCUCCAGAGUGUUUUUGGCCAUGUUGAAGGACUGCACAAGAAGACAGUGAGACUCGUUCCUGGGCCAGUAUAUAAGAUAGCUAGCAGGGUACACAAGAGUGAGGAGAGGGGAACGGCUCUGUAAGAAACCAAUCAAGAUGAAGGAAAGUGAAAUAAUCCACGUCUUUUAUGUUGUUUUGAUUUAAUAACAUAACAGAUAACCAGCUGUCCCCCGAAAACCUCCCAUGCAUACACACACACACACAUACAAAGAGAGUUCAUCAACUGCAAGUGUUUCCUUCACUUCUGAUAUAGAAUUUUGAUUUUAACAACAUAAAGAAUAAACUUGUAGAAACUCAUCUUAUAAAAUGUAUUUUAUAAAAUUAAAGAAAAUAAAAUUAAGAAUGUUCUCAAUCAAA
Peromyscus eremicus (cactus mouse) is the source of this 5250-nucleotide messenger RNA. It is a transcript of the gene Plp1, whose product is annotated as proteolipid protein 1. The record is from RefSeq and is a predicted model, not a curated record. The transcript is spliced from 15 exons. Bases 2381 to 3214 code for a protein of 277 amino acids. Gene Ontology annotation, cellular component: plasma membrane; myelin sheath. Lineage: Eukaryota; Metazoa; Chordata; Mammalia; Rodentia; Cricetidae. Gene Ontology annotation, molecular function: structural constituent of myelin sheath. Gene Ontology annotation, biological process: axon development; central nervous system myelination.